This is a messenger RNA of Scheffersomyces coipomensis, 788 nucleotides long. It is a transcript of the gene TRS20, whose product is annotated as TRAPP subunit. NCBI's taxonomy places the organism in Eukaryota, Fungi, Ascomycota, Pichiomycetes, Serinales, Debaryomycetaceae. The coding region runs from base 243 to 755 and encodes 170 amino acids. The transcript has a single exon. The record is from RefSeq and is a predicted model, not a curated record. Gene Ontology annotation, cellular component: nucleus; cytoplasm; TRAPP complex. Gene Ontology annotation, biological process: endoplasmic reticulum to Golgi vesicle-mediated transport.
UAUUAUUUGUUAUGUUUUUUUUUUCCCUCUCUAAAUUUGAGUUGAUUCUAAACAUAACAAAAACAUUCUCAACCAGCAAAAUUAAACUAAACUGUAAAAAGUUAUAUUUUUGCUGGUUUAAUGCAACCUGUAAAAAAAAGAGCAGAUUUCCAAAAAUUGAUUUUAACCAGUAUCAAAAUCAUAAAUCAUAACUCGUAUCAACUAUACUGAAUUUAACAGAACAGAUUAAUUUUUUAGGUACCAUGUCGUCAUAUUACUUUACUAUCAUUGGAACUCGAGAUAAUCCAUUAUACGAGGUUGAGUUUUCAUCUUUCAAACCAUCAUCUUCAUCAUCUUCAUCUGCUAUAUCGUCAUCUUCAGCCGGGUCAAAUCAACCUCAUAUACCAGGUAAAUCUCAAUUCACCCCUAAAGUUCGAGAAAUCUUACCCUUCAUAGCGAAUUCAUCAUUGGAUAUCAUAGAGGAUAGUCAAUGGAGUACGAAUCAAUUCAAUCUUGGUCGCAUCGAUUCAUUCUAUGGAUUAUUGGUUAAUGCCUUUAUAACGCAAGGAAACAUAAAAUUCAUCUUAUGUUAUGAUAAUCCAAGUAAUGCAAGUAGUUCCCAAAAGUAUGAUGAGAAUUUAAUAAGACAAUUCUUUAUAGAUGUCAAUGAUUUAUACGUCAAAUGUUUAUUAAAUCCAUUUUAUUCAGUUAAUGAUGCUAUAAUAUCAUCUGAUUUCGAUUUAAAAGUUAAAUUAUUAGCUAGGAAAUAUUUAUAAAUUAUGAAUUUUUAUAAAUUAAAUGUAUAUAUA